AUGAGUGUAAUAAGAAAAAUAAUAAACUCCCCGUUGGUUCCAAAAUUACCUGGAGCUUACAAGUAUUAUUGAACUUUACAGUGAAUUUUAAAAAUAAAUUUGUAUAAAAAAAAAAAACAUAAUUUUAUUUUUAUAAUUAUAGUCAGGCGGUGCAGGUGGGCAAUGUAUUGUAUGUGUCUGGUUCAUUAGGCCUAGAUGAGAAGACGUUGAAACCGGUCGAGGGUGGAGCUGCUGCCGAGGCUAAACAAUCGCUAAAAAACAUCCAGGCGAUACUUAAUCAUGCUGGUACUUCAUUCAAUAAAGGUAAGAGAAAAAACAGUAAUUUCACAUUAUCAACAAUGUAA
Messenger RNA from Cinara cedri, 344 nucleotides. The record is from the annotation of a GenBank genome assembly. Lineage: Eukaryota; Metazoa; Arthropoda; Insecta; Hemiptera; Aphididae.